AUGCAGAAGAAAGCCCUAUACGUAAUUAUUUUCUUGUUAGUAUCUCUUGCUUUCUGGAUAUAUCGUACUUCAAAUAUAGAAUACGAAAAUACUAUUUUAAUAUUACAACAGAAUCACCAAUACACAAACACAAUUAUAAUAUCUCCUUCAAACUCAACAUGUAGAAAUCCUCUACAUAUAUUAAUCAUAGUUACUUCCUAUGUGGGCCAUAUUGAAUUACGCAGUGCACAUCGCCAAGCAAUGCCUUCAGAUUAUUUGGCAUCCAAAAAUGCUUCCAGAAUAUUUUUGCUAGCUAAAAUACCUUCUGUUGAGAGGUACAUAACACAAGCGGCCAUUGAAGAUGAGAGUAAAGCAUUUGGAGACAUACUGCAAGGCUCCUUUUAUGAAAAUUAUAGAAAUUUGACCUACAAGCACCUUAUGGGACUACAAUGGGCAUCAUCAAAAUGUAGCAAUACUGCAUUCAUUUUAAAAGUUGAUGAUGACACAGUUUUUAAUUUUGAUAAAACUGUUGAUUAUUUACUAAGCAUUCCUACCCAAGAUCAAUUUAUUAUGGGAUACAUUUUGAACAACACAUUACCGAGAAGGAAUAGUAAUAACAAAUGGUUUGUUACAAGAGAAGAAUACCCAAGACAAAAAUACCCAGCUUAUCUCUCUGGCUGGUUUUACAUAGUGAAUCCUAAAACUGCAGAAAUAAUUUGCAGUGAGGCUCCAUACCAUCCAUAUUUUUGGAUAGAUGACAUAUUAGUGACAGGGAUUUUGACUGAGUAUCUUAAUAUCAAACUACAACAAUUGCCAAGUGGUUUUUGGUUGGAAUAUUAUGAAUUGGUAGAGUGCUGUAUAAGAGACAUGGUAGAAAAAAAUAUACAAUGCCAAUAUGUUGUAGGACCAAAUGGUGGAAGACAUAACUUAUUAGUCGAAUUUAACAAUGCCUAUAGGAAUUGUAAAACUUCUUGUUCUAGGUCUGACCAACAAAAUAUAAAAGAUACAUGUAUAAUGAAAAGGGAUAGGACCAUAUUUAGUGAUGGAAUGGCAGAAGUAAAUAAGAUAGUGUUAUAA
Messenger RNA from Pieris macdunnoughi, 1056 nucleotides. NCBI's taxonomy places the organism in Eukaryota, Metazoa, Arthropoda, Insecta, Lepidoptera, Pieridae. The record is from the annotation of a GenBank genome assembly.